CUUCCUGCCUGAUCUUCUCGGACGAUUGUUGCUCGGGGGCGGGGCCGUGUGCGCUCCACCUGGCCAGCGGAGACAUCGCUGGUUAGUAACCAGAGCAGAACGUGGGAGCGAUGAGGUCGCUGCCGUCGCCUGGGAUAAAUCAGCGCUCGCGUUGUGAUUGUUAGACACGCCGUGCCUUUUCGCACGGCUUACCGAUAGGGAACUUGGGGAAGCGGUUCGCGUGCUGUUUCACGAAGAUCCCUGUUAAUGGCGACCGAUUGCACCCAGGAGUCGGUUUUGCAGUUCUUGCUGGAGAGGGGAGGCAAAGCGAAACACGCGGAGAUCACGGAUCACUUCAAGUCCGUUUUGCCGGGUGAUCCUGCGAAGCGCGCCGCGGCGAGGGAGACCUUUAAAGGAUACGUGGACAAUGUGGCCGUUGUGAGAACAGAAAACGGAGUGAAGUACGUGUGCGUGAAGAAAAAGUACAGGGGAUCGGAGAAGUGCGCCGCGGAGAGGGCGGACGGGGAGUGCAAUGGCAACGGGCUGAGCCCUCCCGAGAGCCCGGCCAACGGCGGCGCGGUUCCCGGGCAGAACUACCCGAAGCGCUCUGGAUCUGGUGUCACCCUGACUGGCUACUUGGCUCUGGAGGACCAGCACGUCAAAAACGAUGCCACCCCAGAAGCAUCCCCGGGGACGGGUCCUGGGGCCAGCAAAGAGAGAGCGCUGACGUCUCCAUCUGUCGCUUCUGCUGAGAUUUUCCCUCCUAAACCUGAGGUUCUGGCGGGAAACCCUGCUCCUGUGGAGCCAGCGGUGAUUAAUUCUCUGGAAAAAAAUUUGCUCGGAAAAGUACGGCGCGGCAACAGCGGUGAGGAGGCGAAGUGGACCGAGCGUGGAUGUGGCUCUCCCGAUGGGUCUGUAACCCCAGUGGCGUCGCCUGCGGAUGUCGGUGACGCGCGACCCAACCUUAACAGACCCGUGCGUCUAAAAGACUGCCCCGAUCGAGGAGUUUUGCGAAGCGAACCUGCUCCCCUGCAUCAGCGGGACGAGCGCACAGGGAGGAUGCUCUGCGGCCGAAAGAUGUCGGGUGAUGCCGAUUCCGCAUCCAGAGUGAACGCGGAGGCGGCCGACCGUGGUCCGUCCAAGGGCGUGUGUCUCGGGCCGCCCGUAAGCAGACGGAGGACCUCUCGGGGGUCACAGCGGAGCCUGCUCUUAAGUAACCUGUCAGAGGAUGGAGCAGGUGAAGGACCCCUGGACUCGGCCAGCGUAUCGGGGAGAGACGGCAGCACACCGAGCGCGGGCCGGAAGAGCUGCCUGGAGCUCACGAUGAACAGCCCGCCCCAGGUGCGUCGCAGCAAGCUGCACAGGAACCCCGGCCACCAUUCGGUCCGAUACAGGGAAAGGGAAUCGAUGCGGAGCGACAGCGACUCUGCCUCCCUGGUGUCCUCCAUCGACGAGGACAGCGGCAUAGUGACGCUGGACCCCCUCGAGCACGAGUGGAUGAUGUGCUCGUCCGAUGGCCGGUGGGAGAUCCUCCAUCGGCUGCUUCUCUGCGAGCCAAAUUUGGUCACGAAGAAGGACUUUGUGACCGGAUUCACCUGCCUGCACUGGGCUGCCAAGCAGGGUAAACAAGAGCUGCUGGCCCUGCUGGUGAACUUUGCGAAGCAGCAUGGCGUGCCGAUCAACGUCAACGCUCGCUCGAGCGCCGGCUACACGCCCUUGCACCUGGCUGCUAUGCACAGUCACAUGGAGGUGGUGAAGCUGUUGGUUGGGGCCUACGAUGCUGACGUGGAUGCCAGGGAUUACAGUGGGAAGAAAGCCUCUCAGUAUCUCUCUGGCUCUGUUUCCGAAGGAAUCCGGGACAUCAUCGGUGCGACGGUCCACCCGGACGACGAAAGCGCAGAAACGGGGCCGGGACGCUGGAGGCUGUCAAAGGUGCUCCACUCCAACUUUAAGCUGCUCAAUCACCCUGAGGAGGAUGCUGUUGAUGGCGGGGGUGCCGUAAAGUAUAAGCCCCUUUACAGGAAAUCCUCCAUGAACAGAAUUAAACCCAGACUGCAAAAAAUCCGAUUUAGGACCCAGAUCGUUCACAGCACUUCAUUCCGAGAGGCAGAGGAAGGGGAGAACCUCCUUACGAGUCCUGUGAAUUCAAGGCCUAAAUCAAACCUUUUUUCCUGAAGCCGAUGUUGAUCUGCACAGUGGUGUAUGACAAGCUCUUGAAGUACUUAAAAUAUCAAACUAAUAAAUGAAGAGUUCUCGUUAAGAUUCUUCAUUGGUCAUGUAGGCCUGAUGUUUCAACUGGAAUGGAUCUUUGCAUUGUAAGUUACAACCGGUACAGUUAUGUCUCAGCUACGUAAGGUUUUGAAGAUAUUUGUGCCCACAUGUGACUGUGUACGGGCCUGAUUGCCUUUGUUUAGUGCAUUUCAUGGGGAAACGCAUCAUAACUCUGUCAGCAUUGGGAGGGAAGUAUGGUAAAGGCUUUACUUAUUAGCACUUACCAGCUAGUGAGUUCACGCGGUAAAUAACACUGUCGUGGGUUACGUAACACUUAAGAACUUAGUGUGAAGCUGUGAUUUUUUGGGGCCUAAUUUUUUUUCCUACAUUACCCGGCUCGGAGAGUUGUACGCAGAUUUGGCGGGUGUGUACGGAAAGCAGUUUGCCUGCUCUAUGUGAUCCCCAGCUCUUUAAAUCUUCUCAAAGAUAUUAAUCACCAGCCUCAUUUCUUGUUGAAGAAUAUGUAUUUCACUUGGUAUAGUGGUACAAAAUACUCCUUAGGAUGUAAGUGUGUUAUUCGUACUUUUUCCUGCUGUUCACUUUACAGAGAUGUUUGUGAUCUUUUCCAUCCUUUAAAAUUCAUGCACU
This is a messenger RNA of Scleropages formosus (Asian bonytongue), 2838 nucleotides long. RefSeq names its product ankyrin repeat domain-containing protein SOWAHC-like. The record is from RefSeq and is a predicted model, not a curated record. The transcript has a single exon. Lineage: Eukaryota; Metazoa; Chordata; Actinopteri; Osteoglossiformes; Osteoglossidae. Gene Ontology annotation, molecular function: protein binding. Bases 247 to 2154 code for a protein of 635 amino acids.